UAAGAUGGUGGCUGACGGCGCUCGCGGUCUGGCCGUCCCCCUCCCCGGAGGGACCCCUCGGCCUGAGGUGAAACCUGCGGUUAAGAAUUUGAAUUUCUGCUUGUUUGGCAAUGCAGCGCAUGAAAACAGUGGCUGUGAGGACCUGGUUAAACAAAGCGAAGCAUUCUAUCAUUACAAGCCCCAGGUGAACGGCACGAAGCCAGAAAUGAGCGCACAGUUUUUCUCUCCAUUGUUUGGAGGGAUCACAAAUACACCACCCAAUGUGGAGUCUCCCCAGUUAUACUGUAGCUGGUCAACAUGUGCUGACGACACCAGUGCUGUUGCUCCGUUGCAAGAUUGCACCAAAAAAAGGGCACAGAUCAAUCUGUCAUACUCCGGCAACGGGCCUGACAUGUUUGGUUUAGUAUCGAGCAUCCUAGAGGAGCCGAACAAGCAAGAACCUGUAACAGACUGGAACGCUCUUUCAAGAUUGUUCCCGCCCAUGUGGUCGUCAGACUCAGAAAACAGUUUCUCAGGGCUUUUUCCUAAACAUAUUUUGGAACACAAAGAUCACACUAACUUAGUUGGUACCCUGCAGCCUUAUGAGGAAGACUUGAGAGAGUCGCCCUCUACAGAGUCAUUAAAGAAAGGCCUUGACAGUUUCUACCUUACAGGAACUUGGCACGCGCUUUCCAAUCCUUGCGCUCAGCCUCCGGAAAAGAUGUUCAGGGACACUGCUCCCGCAAACAAGGUUUUCAAACGGCAUGGAAUCAGUCAACAAGACGGUCUGGAAUAUCGGAACAUGCACAGUUAUGAGAAGAAGCAAUUACAUACUGACGGCGGAAGGAGUCGUACAGAUUUUACCACUUUCUCAUCUCAAGCUCGAGUAAAAGGCGGCGCUGAUAAAGAAUAUCCAAAAACAGAUCAAGCAGGAGGAGUCCUUGGGGGAAACAAUCCAGAGGGACCGUGUCAGUACUUUGGCCAACUGUCUAAUAAUGCUUCUGCUGAGGGCAUCUGGGACCUGGUGACCCAAGAAAGCAACUUGUCCCCUGAAAGAUACACAGAUUUCACCGCCGCACCCGAUUCACUGCAGUUUACCUUUCCAUCCCUGUACGUUUGCAGUCCAACGUCUAAUAAAGAAAACCGCUUUCCCGAUGGAACGCAUGCAAAACUGCAGGAGACCUACCCGCCGAACGCCCGUAAUAGUAUUAAUACGGAAACAACCUUUAACGCUGAAUGUAAAGUCCCCGUUUAUCCUCCCAAAGUAUCCUGUAAUCCCUUGCCUCUAAAGCCAGCCACACAGAAUACAAAUUCAUCUUACAAUGGAUACACGUGGUUGGAUACUAAAAUACUGAACACGGCGACUAUGUCGUGUGCCGCUUACAGGAAGCCAGUGAGCUCUCACCUGUCUCCACCUCACUCGAGCGGGUCUUCCGAUCAGUCUGCAGGCCAGCUUGUCUGUCCACAGAGGUCAGCCACGUCCCCUUUGAGAAACGGCGAGAAACUGCAAGUGUCCAGUAACGUUCAGAAUAGCUCAGGGUUUUCCAGCUCCUCGGAAAAACAGAAGAAACCUAGCCCCAUCGGCUGCUCCCAGAACCCUCCCUCUGUGACUCCAGAAGGACUCUAUGGCAAGAUACCGAUCAGUGUCCCAUCCAGCGGGCCGCCGCCGCAGUAUCCCGCCAACGAGAAUGCCAAAUAUCACAGAUUUCAUAAUAAGCAAAGCCAAUUUAAUGCUCACGAAUGGGCAGCGCAUAACGAGAGAAGGGGUAAAAACAGUGGGAUUCCGCACCCGGGCUACGCAGGCCCGAAUCGAGCUCAGUUCGAUGCUUUGAGAAGGAAGCAAGAUCAGAACGGGGGCUGCCUGGCAGACUUCAUCAACCCUUCGUUCCUUCCCCUUUUCCCGUUCGUGCCUGGCUAUAAGCCCACGCCCAGUUUCCCCCCGUUUGGCCCGCACCCUUUCCCGUCGCCAGCAAACGUUGCCUUCUCGCCGCUGCCCUUUCCGCUGUCGGAACUGGUGGACCUUUUCCACUGCGAGGAUUUUCACCACCUGAGCCCCUUCAUCAACGAUCUCUUCUGCGCAGAAGUGUCCGCGCCGUGUUUCGCCUUUCCCCCUCCUCUGAACACCUGCAGGCCUCCAAAGAACCGCAGCGGACCUGCAAAUGAGCUCCAUGUUCAUCUGGAGGAAUGUUACGAUCAGUGGAGGGCGCUCGAGAGGGAACGGAAAAAGGCUGAGGCAGACCUAGCCAGAAACUUCCCAGGGAAGCGAGUAUCCAGUUCGAACAACACUCCGUUCUCCAGGCUUCCCGCUAAACCUUCCCGGGUGGAUCGCUUGAUUGUGGAUCAGUGGGUCCCGAUACAUUCUGCCCCCUUUGCUGCCUUUAGUGGUCACCACACCUCAAAACGGACGUUAUAG
Molecule: messenger RNA, 2392 nt
Organism: Gekko japonicus
Lineage: Eukaryota; Metazoa; Chordata; Lepidosauria; Squamata; Gekkonidae
Exons: 7
Coding region: 5-2392 (795 amino acids)
Biological process (GO): male meiosis I; female meiosis I; meiotic cell cycle
Cellular component (GO): nucleus; cytoplasm
Source: RefSeq, a predicted model, not a curated record